Messenger RNA from Wickerhamiella sorbophila, 381 nucleotides. RefSeq names its product Prefoldin subunit 6. Gene Ontology annotation, biological process: protein folding; chaperone-mediated protein complex assembly. NCBI's taxonomy places the organism in Eukaryota, Fungi, Ascomycota, Dipodascomycetes, Dipodascales, Trichomonascaceae. Gene Ontology annotation, cellular component: prefoldin complex; cytoplasm. The coding region runs from base 1 to 381 and encodes 126 amino acids. The record is from RefSeq and is a predicted model, not a curated record. The transcript has a single exon. Gene Ontology annotation, molecular function: protein-folding chaperone binding.
AUGUCUCUUCCACCUGCGCUUCAGGAGCUCGCGAACGAGCUGAACAAGCAAAAGCAGGACUUGCAACAAACCGUGGGCGAACGCCAAAGACUGGAAACCCAACUGCAGGAAUCGAAGAUCGUCAAACUCGAGUUCGACCAGCUCGACGACGAGGCCAAGAUUUUCAAGAUGAUUGGCCCCGUGUUAGUGCCCCAAGACAAAGCUGAGGCCGACUCAAAUGUUUCCAAACGCAUGGACUUCAUUCAAAAGCAGAUCGCUUCGGUUGAAGACCGCAUCAAAACCUUACAAACAAGCCUCCAAGAAAAGCAGGCGGAGCUCCAGCUCAAAGCACAGGAACUACAACAGCAAAUGCAGCAACAACAGCAGGCGGCAUCAUCAUAA